AUGUACAAAGUCAAGGCCGUCUACGACUACGCGUCCCCCCACGAAGAUGAUUUGGGCUUCAAGGUCGGCCAGAUAAUCUCCGUAACCGAGGAGGAGGGCGACGACUGGUAUGUGGGUGAAUACACCGACGAGAGCGGCACCAAGCACGAUGGCCUCUUCCCCAGGAACUUCGUCGAGCGCUACGAGCCAGAGCCGCCGCCACGGCCCAACCGAGCAUCGCGGCACAAGCCCUUAGAGCAGCCGCCUGUGCAAGAAGCUCCCCCCAUGCCCCAGGCUCCUCAGCAGGAACCAGAGCCAGUUCAACCUCAGGAGCCGGAGCCCCCCAAGCCACAGCCUCCCCCCAUCGAGGUGCCCCAAGCUGCCAAAACAACACCGUUGCCCAUGUCGCCCAUGUCGCCCAUGUCGCCCCGCUCUGCUUCGAGCGCGAAGGCCCAAGAAGCCCUACCGCCGCAGUCAGAGUCGCCCAAGCCAGCUCCUCCUGCGAAGAAGGCCCCGCCACCUGUCGCCGCCAAGAACAAUGCUUUCCUGAGCCGUAUUGCCGCUUUCAACAAGACAAGUGAGCCUCCGCCUAAACCUAUCAAGCCAGCUGGCGUCGCCCCGAGCUUUGUCAAGAAGCCAUUUGUGGCUCCGCCGCCGAGUCGGAAUGCCUACGUUCCUCCCACCCGAGAGUCGGCAGCUCCACCAGUCAAGACAUACCGUCGUGAGGAGGAUCCCGAGAUUGCAGAGCGCCAGGCGCAGAAUCAGAACGAUGCAGAGCGUGCGGGACUGGUAGCUCAUGACUCUCAGAAAACAAAUGAAGGCGAAGAAGAGCAGCAGCCCAAGAUGAGUCUGAAAGAGCGCAUUGCUCUUCUUCAGAAACAACAGCAGGAACAGGCAGAAAGGAUGGCAGCUGCGCACAAAGAGAAGCCGAAGCCUAAACCGCCAGUAGUCAGGAGAACCGAGUCCCAAGACGCCCACGCUGAAGACAGCGAAGACACUGGUCUAGAGCGCGUGACAAGUGGAGCGUCCAAGGGUCGUGCGUCCAUGGACCAGAGUCGACCUCCGCGGGCAUCUCAUGACAUUCGGUCUCCGGACUCGGAAGCCCGCAAUCGCGAACUACUUAGCGAAAACGAUGCCGACCAAUCUGCCGCCGGAGACACCGAGGAUGCUGGAGGAGAGUCCACAAGUGUCGAAGAGGAUGAGGACCGACCAAAGAGCAGGCACCCGCCGCCGCCACCCCCUAGAGCACCUAAUGCUCCUGCCGAAGAGCCCAACGUUGGCGACGAGCAAGAUGUGCCGGAAGAAGAGGAGGAAGAGGAGGAGGAAGAUGAGGAGACCGCAGAGCUGAGACGUAAAGAAGAGCUACGUGAGCGCAUGAGGAGAUUGGGUGGCGGCAUGGGCGGCAUACCCAUGUUUGGCGGUCCUAUGCCCAUGGGCGGUCUUCCACCAAAACCACCAAAGAAGAAGUCGACCACUGAGAAGAAACCCGAAGACGCCGAACAGUACAGCAUGCCCCAGCAACGUGUGCCUAUGUUUGGGUUUGGUAUGCCUGGCAUGGCACCCGUCAAAAGCCCAGAGCCGGAAGACCGCGAGCUUUCCAUCGAAAAGGAAGACGAGACCUCGCACCCUGUGACCAGCGCUCAUCCAGCGGACGAGGUACCUGAUGUAGAGGACGUCGCAUCUCAGCCAACUCAACAAACAUCUACUGGCAGUGGCGCCCCACCUGUCCCAACAGACCGUAAGUUCUUGAUUCCUCGCAAACCAAUCCACACUUUCGUACGCCAUACCCAAGACUGCCUGCAGCCACCAUCUUCCGAGACCUUGUCAAAGACCUAUGUCACUUACGACGGUCUAUCGGAAUAUGUUAUGACUGUAUGCGUGUCUAGACGACCUGCUCCUCCUCCGGUGCCAGCAGCGUCUCGACCAGUGCCACCACCCCCUCCUCAGGUUCUCUCUCCUGGACCCGGAUCUGAGUCUGGCGAUGAAAUGACAGACACUGCUAACACACCGUCUGCUCCAAUGCAAGCACCCAAUAAGCGACUCUCAUAUUUUGCUUCCGGUGAGCCAUCACAAGACCCAUCAGAGAGGCGUGCGCCACCUAUCCCGUCUGCCGGUCCCGGAUCUCCUACAACAAGCCGGCCACCUCCACCACCUCCACCAGCACAAGCGCCCCCUUCGCGUCACGAAGAUCUGCCAAUCCGCAGAAUUGACCGCAACGAGGGUGAGACCGACUACGAAGGUGAUUAUGACACGGACAUGGCACCAGAGGCAACCCAUAAAGAUGCUUUGAAGUCACAUGCUAGGGAUUCAAGUGUAGAGGACAGCGCCUUGACAGACGAGCCAACAUCAGCACGAUCGCCCACAAUUCCCCACGGCAUGCCACCUCUUCCCCCUACUGCGCCUCGUGCAGUACCGCCUCCUCCACCCCAGCAGGCGCCCAGCCGGCCAUCAACAGAUGCACCACGUGGUGCUCCUCCUCUUCCUCCGGUACCGCCGCCGACUCGCAACGCCCCUAUGGACGACGAUGACGACGAGUAUGAUCCUUACAAGUAUUCCGGACCACCUCCUCCACAGGCUGCGGCACCUGCAGCUCCUAGAGCAGUUCCACCACCCCCACAAAGUCAGCCGCCUCCCCCACAGAGUCGUCCACCGCCACCAAUGCCACCAUCGAUGCCUCCCAUGCCCCAGCGUCAACAAUCAGACGAUGAGGACGAUUUGUACUCUUCGCCUGCGCCUCGGAAGUCUCACGACAGACCGCCACCUCCACCGCCUCAGGCCCCGCCGCACCAGCAUGCACCUCCACCUCUUCCACACAUGCAGGCUCCACCUCCCCCAGCUCAAGAAAGAAUGGCACCACCUCCACCCCAAGAGCGUCCUGUUUCAAUGUUCUCACCAGUUGCAACAGAGGCACCACCUCGGAUAUUGAACACUCGAAAGUCACUCGAUGCUGUCCAGAUGCUUACAACUCGCUCCUCUAUGGAUCAGACUCGUCCGACAACAAACCAAGGUUUCAUUGCAAGUGAUAUCGAUUUGGGGGUUUCUUCGCAUUGGUGGACUCAACCCAAACUGCUCCCUCCUUCACUGCAGGGUCGUAAAGACGUCCUGGUAGACAUGAAGGAGUCGCAGUCAGGCAACACUGUAGAGAAACUCAUCAAGGUUCUUUACCUUGACUAUUCACAGACAAUCAUUUCCGCUCGCUUCGAGGUCACCAAUGUCUCCGACGUUGACCUGGAGCAGCGCAAUGAGCCGCCACCUCCCAGCCAACGCCCAGACCAGCUAGAGAACGCGUACGAACAGUAUGGUCGCUCGAUAGCCAAGACCAUUGAGUCAAAACAGAACACUGUUGUCGGCAACGGCACGCCGCACGGUCUGGUUGAUGAGCUGUUGAAGCCCUUCAAUGACGCGUUGCCUCCGAUCUCGACCCGUUCGUAUGGUGCGCUCGUUUACGCGAACUUGGCCAACGCGUCCACUCAAUCUUACGAUGAGAUCCGCCCUGGUGACAUUAUCAGUUUCCGCAACGCCAAGUUUCAGGGUAAGACUGGACCAAUGCAUGCCAAGUACGCAAUGGAUGUAGGGAAGCCAGAUCACGUGGGUGUUGUUGUCGAAUGGGACGGUAGCAAGAAGAAGGUGCGGGCUUGGGAGCAAGGACGCGAGCACAAGAAGGUUAAGCCUGAGAGCUUCAAGAUGGGAGAUUUGAGAUCAGGUGAGGUGCGGGUAUGGCGUGUAAUGAGUAAGAAUUGGGUUGGUUGGAACUGA
Molecule: messenger RNA, 3735 nt
Organism: Alternaria arborescens
Lineage: Eukaryota; Fungi; Ascomycota; Dothideomycetes; Pleosporales; Pleosporaceae
Exons: 3
Coding region: 1-3735 (1244 amino acids)
Biological process (GO): protein transport to vacuole involved in ubiquitin-dependent protein catabolic process via the multivesicular body sorting pathway
Cellular component (GO): ESCRT-0 complex
Molecular function (GO): protein binding
Source: RefSeq, a predicted model, not a curated record